CUCCAUUCCACGAACAUGGAGUUGCAAAAUGGCCAUGGCCAUGAACACGGUGAUGGUGUCAUUGACUCCUUGGACAAGAGCCUUCCUUCUAUUCCAAUCGCGAUUUCUCCCAUUCUCCAACAAAACCCACACACUCACACCCCAUUUCCACUGCCGUCGCAAUUCGUCACACUCUACCUCACCCAUGGCGGACGCCGCCGCUGAAGAGGCUGCUAUCUCCUUACAGGAAUGGCAAGGUUGGGGCACCGCGUCUCCAGUCCCAACCAUGGUCACCCAAAUCGUCCAAGAUAUGAAAAUUCUAGAGAAAGAUUUCAAUGCCCAGAUGAAUUUUGGAGGCCUCGGUGGAAAGUUAAAGGGGAAUUUUGGUAUACAAGAAGAUAAGAAGCAUCGUGCAACCUAUAAGGCCUUAGGUGAUUCAGAGCAAAAACUACAAUUUUAUUCAGCUAGGCAAAUAGCUUGUCGUGUUCUUGGUAGCAAGGGUUACCUUUGUCAGAAGUGCUGGCUUCCUAAGGAGGAUUGCAUGUGUUCUAAAGUCACAUCCUCUUUGCUAGGCCCUGGAAUAAGGUUUUGGUUGUAUAUGCAUCCCAAGGAUUUCUUACGACAGAACAACACAGGAAAGCUUUUGUGGCAAGUAUUUGGUGUUGAGGCAGCAACUUUGUGCCUUUUUGGCAUUCCUGAACAUGAAGAAAUCAUGUGGAAUUCAUUCAAACUGGCAGGAAAAAGUAAGGUGUGGUGCCUUUAUCCCAACAAGAGUGCAGCUUGAAAAUCCGUUCCAGAUGCGUUUGGUCAGGAACCAGUUGCAAAUCAUGAAGUCACAUCAGAAAAGUUAAAAGUAGAUACAACUCUGCAUUUUAUUUUGAUUGAUGGGACAUGGAGCAAUUCAGCAGCAAUGGUUAGGCGCCUUCAGGAUCAAGCCAAGUUAGCUUGGGGAGAUGAGGACCUUGCUUGUAUAUCCUUGAAUCCCGGCGCUUCUGCUAUGCAUAAACUUAGGCCCCAGCCGUCUUGGGAUCGUACAUGUACAGCAGCAGCAGCCGCUGGCCUGCUCUCAGAGCUCCACCUUCUUCCGCAGGUUAGCUCCAUUGAAUUGGAUAAACAGGAAGAAGCAGUGGAACAUGCGUUAACAGUUCUAUUAGAAGCCCUCACAAAUAGACGCCUUCGCAUGGGAAGGUCCAUAACUCGAAAAGUGAGACAUACUAUUUAGAGAUCUAACCAAGUUUGUUCUGAGUCUGACAACUUAUCCAGUAAGCCUCUUACAAUUUUUUAAGUGAGCAAAUUCUCAACCCUGUACAUGUAGGCUCGAUGAGAAAUGGUUGUUACGUAUACAAGGAUUUUCCAAUUCCUUCACAUUAAUGUUUGACAUAGGUUUCAUGUCUUAAAUUUCAGUUCAAAGAAUGACUUAUGGAAUCUUCCCUCCAUUUACUAUAUGAUUGAUGCUAUAUCCUCCUACAUAGUCUUCUUGGUUACAGAGUAUCAAGUGAAACACAUUUAAUACCUUGUAAUCGUAGAAGGGAUUCUAUGUUUUUCAGCUACUAAUUAGCAGGAUUAUUAAGAGAAUGUUGUAGGAUUUUGAAUUAUUCUGACAACAAAGUAUACUUCUGAUGUACUUCA
Lotus japonicus is the source of this 1608-nucleotide messenger RNA. RefSeq lists its product as uncharacterized. NCBI's taxonomy places the organism in Eukaryota, Viridiplantae, Streptophyta, Magnoliopsida, Fabales, Fabaceae. The record is from RefSeq and is a predicted model, not a curated record. The transcript has 8 exons.